AAGGUCACCGCGGUGCCGCAGCAGAGAUAGGCGUUCAUCUCCGGGGCCAAGCGUCUUGCUCUGCUGGGUUUGCUCAGUCUGGAGGUAAAUCUGUCAGCUUGUGUGUGAUAGUAACCAAGUGGAAACCUCCCACGUUAACAGGGAACUGCGUACGCACGGGUUCAAAGGACACACGCCCUGCCCUUGAGUCUGCCCGUGAGAGCGCCGCGCCGCUCUUUAUCAGGUGAGGGUUCUGCUGGGAGUCGGCCACUGCAGCCUCGGUCCACCUGGGAAACACUUUCUUCUGCUGGAGCUCUUCCCCCCCGACCACAGCCACGAUGCCCAAAACAGUCAAUGUUCGCGUCACCUCGAUGGACGCGGAGCUGGAGUUCUCCUUCCACCCCAACACCACAGGGAAGCAGCUCUUCGACCAGGUUUCCAGAACCAUCGGCCUCCGGGAGGUUUGGUACUUCGGGCUGCAGUUCACCGACAUCAGAGGACUCACCACAUGGCUGAACUUUGAGAAGAAGGUGAUGGGCCAGGAUGUGAAGAAGGAGACGCCCCUGCAGUUCAAACUGAAGGCCAAGUUCUACCCAGAGGACGUGACCGAGGAGCUGAUCCAGGACGUCACCAGGAGGCUCUUCUUCCUGCAGGUGAAGGAGGACCUUCUGUCGGAGGUGAUCUACUGCCCUCCGGAGUCCGCCGUGCUGCUCGCCUCCUACGCCGUCCAGGCCAAGUACGGAGAGUACCAAAAGGCGGUGCACCCCCCGGGUUACCUGUCCUCCGAGCGCCUGCUGUCCAAUAAAGUGCUGAAGCAACACAAGCUGUCCAAGGAGCAGUGGCAGGACAGAAUCCAGACCUGGCACCAGGAGCACGGCUCCAUGCUGAAGGAAGAGGCCAUGAUCGAGUAUCUGAAGAUCACUCAGGACCUGGAGAUGUAUGGCGUCAACUACUUUGAGAUCAAGAACAAGAAAACCACCGAGUUGUGGUUGGGAGUGGACGCUCUGGGACUCAACAUCUACGAGAAGGAGGACAGGCUGACUCCAAAGAUCGGAUUCCCUUGGAGUGAAAUUAGAAACAUUUCUUUCAAUGAUAAGAAAUUUGUCAUCAAGCCCAUAGACAAGAAAGCCCCUGAUUUUAUAUUCUACGCUCCGCGGCUGCUAGUGAACAAACGCAUCCUCCAGCUGUGCAUGGGAAACCACGAGCUGUUCAUGCGCCGCCGCAAGCCCGACAGCAUCGAGGUCCAGCAGAUGAAGGCCCAGGCCAGAGAGGAGCGGCUGCACAAGAAGAUGGAGAAGGAUCAGCUGGAGAGCGAGAAGAAGAAGAGGGAGGCCAUCGAGAAAGAGAAGGAGCAGAUGGAGAGAGAGAAGCAGGAUAUGAUGAAGAAGCUCUACGAGUUUGAGGAGACGACCAAGCGAGCAGAGAUCGAGCUUCAGGAGCAGCUGGAGCGGGGCGUGAGGCUGGAGGAGGAGAGGAGGAAGGUGGAGCAGGAGGCGGCGCGGCUGGAGACCGAGAGGAUGGAGGCCAUUAUAGCCAAGGAGGAGCUGGUCAGGCAAGCCGAGGACCAGAUAAAGAGCCAGGAGCAGCUGUCUGCAGAUCUGGCUGAGUACAGCGCCAAGAUCUUUCUGCUGGAGGAGGCCAAGAGAAUCAAGGAGGAAGAGGCUGACUCAUGGCACAACAAGGUCAUAGAGGUGGAGGAGAAUCUGCUGAAGACAAGAGAAGAGCUGACCCUUGCAAUGACUGCAGCUCCUGUACCCGCUCCUCCUGCAACCCCUCCUCCCGCACCGGCUUCUCCCGCACCCGCUUCUCCUGUUCCCGCUCCUCCUGCUUCCUCCUCCUCCUCCUCCUCCUCUUCGGACAGCGAGAGCGAACACGAGAACAGCGAGGAGAACAGCACCUACAGCGCCGAGCUGCCGACGCAGGGCAUCGAGGACCACCCUGAGGAGGAGGAGCGGCUCACAGAGGCCGAGAAGAACCAGCGCCUGCAGAACAAACUCCUGGCCCUGAGAUCCGAGCUGGCGGACGCCCGGGAGGAUAACACAAAGACCCCGAACGACCUGCUCCACGCCGAGAACGUCCGGGCCGGCCGGGACAAGUACAAGACCCUGCGUCAGAUCCGCAUGGGCAACACCAAGCAGAGGAUUGACGAGUUCGAGUGCUUGUAGGAAAUCCUCAGAGACCCGAAGAUCUCUCUCAAAUACCUCAAACACCUCCCUGCCAUUCCACCAUCUUAUAAUCCAAAGUGCGAAGUAAUCAUCUGCUCGUAAAGACCCAGAGAAAGCAUGAAGAUGAUAUUUGUCAGUUUAACGUUUGCUUGAAAGCACUUUCUUCUUUCUUUGUGGCCCUCAAACAUCUCCAGUGUGCAGUUCAGUCCGUAUUGCUCGACAACUUUGUGUUGAUCUUUUACAAAAAACAACAUAAAGCUAGCGUUAUUGCAAUUUGGCUCUGCAGUUUUGUUAUUAAUUAAAUGUAAGAAUGUGUUGUUAAUGUCUUGUAUUGCAACCACUGCCUUAAAUGAUCACUUCAUUAUCAACUGAUUUUUAUAAAUUGUUUCAUCUAUAAAAUGCCAGAAAAACUUCGGGGUCAUGUUCCAAAACUGAAAGAGAAUUUUUAAAGCUGAAACUAGAGGAAGUUUAGCAUUUUAAUAAAUGACUUAUUAAUCCUUAUCUAAGUUGUUGAUGACUCAUUUUCUGUUAACCCACUAACAGGUUCAUUUAUUAUGUUUUGGAAACCAGUUUUAUUUAACUUCUACUUUCCAUCCCGUUUAAAAUUAGCAUUAUAGCCUUUAGUGUUAAAAAGCCGAUUUAGAGUCAGACUUUCAGGUUUAGAAAUGUUUACUGACAACUCCAUCUACAACUGUCCCGUAAACACAACGUUGUGUUGUGCUCCUUUAAACAGACACGAGUGUGAACCUUCACUGAGGGACAGUGGAAACUGAGAUCAUCCUCUUCCACCUUAAAGAAUAAAACAUUUAAAACCA
Messenger RNA from Pleuronectes platessa (European plaice), 2959 nucleotides. It is a transcript of the gene ezra, whose product is annotated as ezrin a. Gene Ontology annotation, biological process: regulation of cell shape; positive regulation of early endosome to late endosome transport; positive regulation of protein localization to early endosome. The record is from RefSeq and is a predicted model, not a curated record. The transcript has 13 exons. Gene Ontology annotation, cellular component: adherens junction; cytoskeleton; apical part of cell. The coding region runs from base 318 to 2144 and encodes 608 amino acids. Gene Ontology annotation, molecular function: cell adhesion molecule binding; actin binding. NCBI's taxonomy places the organism in Eukaryota, Metazoa, Chordata, Actinopteri, Pleuronectiformes, Pleuronectidae.